CUGCACUAAAUCUUAACUUCUAUUCAGUUUCAAUUGGAAAUGAAGCAAAGAAGAAACCUCACUCUAAUUUUUCAAGAAAACAAUUUUGUGUGUUGAAAUUUGAUUAGCCAAGAAUUGGUUUCUCACAACAACAAACGGGGUCUGGAGAGGGUAGAGUAUACACAGACCUUACCAUUAUUCUCCGAGUCACGGAGGUAGUUUUCGAGGCUUAAGAAUUGGUUUUCUCACAACAACAAACGGGGGUUUGGGGAGUGUAGAGUGUACACAGACGUUACCACUAUUCUCUGAGCCAGAGAGGCUGUUUUCGAGGCUGAAGAAUUGGUUUUUCUUGAAUUUUAGUAGUAUGAAGGUGUCAUUGUUGUACACAGCUAAAACAGCCUAUAGGUUCUUGAGCUCCAAAGCUACAUGGGGGUGUCAAGUUAGUGCAAAGAGUAAGGCAAAAAGUUGUAGAAGUGAACUCAUAGGUACAAAAAAACCUAAAGUGAAGUUAACUGAGCAGCAAAAUCAAAUCUUGGAAGCAAUUUCAAAUGGAAAUUCUGUUUUCAUUACUGGGUCAGCAGGGACCGGAAAAACCUAUUUACUUCAGCAUAUAAUCACUAAACUUAGGAAAAUUCAUGGGAAAUCUCGGGUUUUUGUUACAGCUUCAACUGGGGUUGCUGCUUGUUCCCUCAAUGGGCAAACCCUUCAUUCUUUUGCUGGAAUUGGACUUGGUGAUGCUAGUUUUGUGGAUUUGCUAUCAAGGGUUUCGUUGGAUAAGAGAGCAUAUCGAAGAUGGAAUAAAGUUAGGGCUUUGGUUAUCGAUGAGAUUAGUAUGGUUAGUGGUGAGGUUUUCGACAAUCUUGAGUUCAUUGCAAGGAGCAUUAGAAGUGAAGAACUUGGCUGUGAGGAGAAGAUUUGGGGUGGGAUACAAUUAGUUGUGAGUGGAGACUUUUUUCAGCUUCCACCAGUAAUUAAUAAGAAGGGACAACAGAAGGAAUUUGCUUUUGAAGCUGAUUGUUGGAAUGCUAGUUUUGACGAACAAAUAGAACUGAAAACUAUCUUUAGGCAGUCUGAUGCUCAGCUAAUAAAACUGCUGCAGGGGAUUAGGAAAGGGAAGUAUGAUUCGGAGGAUUUGAAGUUAUUGGAUCAAUGUUGCUCAAAGGUGGAGCCAGAUUCUUCAGCUGUUCAGCUCUACCCACGGAUUGAAGAUGUGAGUAGAGUGAACGCUGAGAGACUUGACUGUUUAGAUGAGGUACUGUUCAAUUAUCAAGCUCUCGACAGUGGUAAAGAUCCUUGGAAGAAGCAGCUUAAGAAUGGAAUUGCACCUGAGCUGCUCAAAUUGUGUGUAGGAUCUCGGGUUCUGUUGACGAAGAACAUUGAUGUUGUUGGUGGACUUGUGAACGGUGCUACUGGUACAAUCUUAGAUUUUGCUUUUGUUCAAGAUACUCAUAAAUUAUAUGACCAUGAGAUUUCUGAUAUUUGCGGAAAUGGUAACCUGCUACCUGUUGUUAGAUUUGAUUCUGGCCAAGAACUGAUGAUUGGUGUAGAAAGAUGGUAUGUAAUGGAGGGAGAUGAAGCUGUUGCAAUGCGAAAGCAAAUUCCACUCAUAUUAGCUUGGGCUCUAAGCAUUCACAAGUGUCAAGGGAUGACUCUGAACAACCUCCAUACAGACCUCUACCGUGUUUUUGGCUUUGGGAUGGUAUAUGUUGCUCUUUCGCGUGUUAAAAGCUUGGAUGGCCUUAAUCUAGUCAAUUUCAAUCCGUCAAAGAUCAAGGCAAACCCAAAGGUUUUGCAAUUCUAUGAAAGAUUGUCUGCUGAGAAAGAUGAACAAAAGGAAGACAGUGUAACUGAUGAUAUCUAAAUUUGGUAGUCUCUGAUGUAAACCUCGAGUAACGGUAGUACAACUCGGGGAAGUUCCUUUGAUGAUCUUAAGCUAGAUAUGUGUGUGGAACGACAUAUACGGGUCUUUUAAAGUAGAAACAAAUCUAUUCAGAGCAAUCCCGGAAGACGUAACAAAGAUACAACUUUGGUCAUUCAAACCAGGGCAUUGAGUUCAUCAUUUCCUCCAGGUAACAGAUUUGUUUGCCAAGCACCAGCACCUUAAAAUUUACCGAAAAUUUGAGAAUCUUCUGCCUAUUACAUAAACUUUAUAAGAUGCAAUGUCCUUAUUUCUAGAUUGUCACUUGAAUCCCAGGAACACGCGAAGUAUCUUAGUUAUGUAAAGACAGGUUCUUGUAGAGGAAUGGAUAUACCCCUUCUUUACGAAACCUACAGAGGUGCGUUCUCCUACGUGUAUCAACAUAUUUCUGUAUAUCUUAUUAGUAUCAAUGGUCAUUCAGCUAUAGGAAGGUUUCUUGAUUCAUGACAACCUACUGUACUCUGGAUUGAGACUUUUUUAUAACCAACUGGAUAUUUCAGAUGAAAUAUUUUAGUGGUCUAACAUGUUUUAUCGCCAAGCUCGUUCAUCGGAGCUUGAUGAGCUCAGGUACUAAUAGCUGAAAUGCAGUUGUUUGAUAUGGCUCUUGGUACGUCAAGUGUAAAGCAUGUGAACAUAAAACAUUUAUAUGAUAACGAUAGAACUUGGAGUAAAUAAGAUUGUUUACUAGCUAUUGCGUAGGAACAGGAUUUAGCCGCACGAUUUGGAGUAUAUGAGAUUGUUUAGCGUAGGAGCGGGAUUUACCUUGUGUGACUGUUGGUUACCUUUGUCAUGAAAAAAGAAAACAGACUGGACUGGUCCAUUUUCCAUGUUGACAUUUGUAAUUGUGUUUUUUGAUUUUUAAGAAUUGCAAUUAAAGAUAA
Solanum pennellii is the source of this 2778-nucleotide messenger RNA. RefSeq names its product ATP-dependent DNA helicase PIF1-like. The transcript has 2 exons. Gene Ontology annotation, biological process: DNA repair; telomere maintenance. NCBI's taxonomy places the organism in Eukaryota, Viridiplantae, Streptophyta, Magnoliopsida, Solanales, Solanaceae. The coding region runs from base 344 to 1840 and encodes 498 amino acids. Gene Ontology annotation, molecular function: DNA helicase activity. The record is from RefSeq and is a predicted model, not a curated record.